GGGAAUUUGCGCAGGCGCCCGGUCAACUGAAGUCUAGCCUCAGCCUGCCCAUGUGUGCCUUUACCUCUGUAUCCAACAUAAAAGUAGAGACAAGGUCACCUUGACUAACAUAAACUCUCCGAAUCUUGAACGUGCCGGUUGUGAAUUAUUACUCUCCUCUUACUCUCACUUUUCAUCAAUCUCUACAAAAUAGAUAGCUGUUAUUUUUCGGCAAAUUGGUAAUCAUUAUUUUCCCUCAAAAAAGAGAAGAAAUAUUAUUUGAAAAAUGAGUACACUGAAGGAGAAACUAGUGAGCGUAGUGACGGAGCCAGUCGCUACAGGAAAGAACAAAAUCACUGUCGUUGGUGUUGGACAAGUUGGGAUGGCCUGUGCCUUUAGCAUUUUAACAAAUCAUGUUUCUCAUGAAGUCGUUCUCAUCGAUGUCAUGGCGGACAAAUUGAAAGGCGAAAUGAUGGAUCUUCAGCACGGUAGCUCGUUCUUGAAGAACGCACGUAUCAAUGCUAGCACAGAUUAUGCGGCUACAUCAAACUCAAGCUUAUGCAUUAUAACUGCUGGUGCACGUCAGCGUGAAGGUGAAACCCGAAUUGAUUUGGUGCAGAGAAAUACAGACAUAUUUAAAGGGAUAAUUCCACAAUUGGUAAAGUUUAGUCCCAAUACCAUUCUUCUGGUUGUAUCAAAUCCAGUAGACAUUUUGACAUAUGUGGCAUGGAAAUUAUCUGGCUUUCCAAAAAAUCGGGUCAUCGGAAGUGGAACCAAUCUUGAUUCUGCGAGAUUUAGAUUUUUGCUUUCUCAAAAAUUGAAUGUCGCACCUACUUCCUGCCAUGGAUGGAUUAUUGGAGAGCAUGGAGAUACUAGUGUACCUGUAUGGUCUGGCGUGAAUGUUGCCGGCGUUCGUCUACGAGAUCUGGACGAAAAUGUCGGAACUGAUAAGGAUACAGAGAAUUAUGGCGAUAUUCACAAACAAGUCGUGCAUAGUGCUUAUGAAGUUAUUAAAUUGAAGGGAUAUACAUCGUGGGCCAUUGGCCUAAGUAUUUCUAAUCUUGCAUCAGCCAUACUUAGAAAUUCUAGUCAGGUUCAUGCUGUAUCUACAAUGUGUACAGGUCUUCACGGUAUUUCGGAGGAAGUUUUUCUUUCUGUUCCAUGUGUUCUCGGAGAAAGUGGUGUUACAUCUAUUGUUCGUCAAAAACUUACUGAUCAAGAGCAAAAUCUCCUAAAAAAAUCAGCGAUUGCGAUGCAUGAGGUCCAAUCGAGCCUCAAAUUUUAAUUCAAAAUUAUUAUUAUUAUUAUACAACCUCUGAUGUUCACUGUAAUGUGUUUCCAGUCCGCUGUGUUGCAUUUUAAUUUUUUGGUGACAAAUGGUCACCCCAUCAGUAUUUUCUGCCAUUUGUAUUUUUCAAAAAAUCUAGCAUUAUGUAUGUAUUAUGUUGUAGUGCACUUAUCGUUUGAAAUUUCUCAGAUGAAUGUUUACAUUUUCAAUGAUUUAUCAUGCCCUGCCAUAAAUAAUUCAUUUUUUCUAUUUUCUUCCAUAAUAUAAAAAAUAUUUUCCAAGUAUUAAUGUGCAUAGGGAAAUGAUAUAAUAAAUAAACCCAUGUAUGCAGCCUA
Diachasma alloeum is the source of this 1602-nucleotide messenger RNA. RefSeq names its product L-lactate dehydrogenase-like. Gene Ontology annotation, cellular component: cytoplasm. The coding region runs from base 266 to 1264 and encodes 332 amino acids. Gene Ontology annotation, molecular function: L-lactate dehydrogenase (NAD+) activity. Gene Ontology annotation, biological process: carboxylic acid metabolic process. Lineage: Eukaryota; Metazoa; Arthropoda; Insecta; Hymenoptera; Braconidae. The record is from RefSeq and is a predicted model, not a curated record. The transcript has 5 exons.